Oryzias latipes (Japanese medaka) is the source of this 2325-nucleotide messenger RNA. NCBI's taxonomy places the organism in Eukaryota, Metazoa, Chordata, Actinopteri, Beloniformes, Adrianichthyidae. The record is from RefSeq and is a predicted model, not a curated record.
GGAUCAGCUGCGGGUAAGUGAAGCUAUCUUCGUCCAAUCAGGGGAGAGCGCGUGGUCUCACCGUUUGCACUGUUAGAUCCUGUAGCGCCGCUAUCGGUGUUGUUUCCUAUAGUUUCAGCAUCCAUCAGACUCAGACAGGCAGACAUGAGCAGCAGGAGCCGUAGGUCCAGUCUCAGGUCAAAGAGUCACUUUAGCUCAAGACGAUUUUCCAGAGCAUCUCUACGGAAGCCUGCAUGGACUAAAGAGGAAGAUGAAAUUCUACGCCUCCUGGUGCAGGAAUUUGGUUCCAACAGCUGGUCUGCAGUGGCUCUGCAUUUUGAAGGUCAGAGGUCACAGAUGCAGUGUCAGCGUCGUUGGCACCAGAUCAAAAAUCCAGAGCUAAUCAAAGGGCCCUGGACUGUUUAUGAGGAUCAACAGGUCACAGAGCUUGUUCAGAGGUAUGGCACUAAGCGCUGGUCGCUCAUUGCCAAACACCUGCACACCCGAAAUGGGAAGCAGUGCCGCGAGCGCUGGCACAACCACCUGAACCCAACAGUAAAAAAGAGCAGCUGGACUUUGGAGGAGGACCGCGUUGUGUGCCAGGCGCACAGCCUGCUGGGAAACCGUUGGGCGGACAUUUCGAAACUGCUGCCUGGCAGGACGGACAACGCCAUCAAGAACCACUGGAACUCCACGCUAAAGAGGAAGGUGGAAAAGGAGGGCUACCUGCAGUUCUUGAAUCUGCACAGCUCCUCUUCCAUGUCUGCACCCUGGACCUGCAACCCCUCAAUCCCAGCCAAUUUCCCCAUCAAGGCUGACAAACUGAGAGGGGGGAUGGAUGAGUGCUGCUGCCCCUCCAGUCAACACAGCAUGUAUAGGCCCCAUACAAACUUCACCCAUCUCUACUCGGCCUGUACCCCCACCUUCUCCUCAGGAUACAGUUCGUCCCUGAGCGCUUGCAAGUUAGCGUCGUCUGCAGAGCUGACGGAGACGAACUCAGAGAUGUGGUGCUGCGAAUUAGAGGCGGGCUCCUCCCAUCAGGACCUUCACCCCAUGUUGCUCUGCAGCUGUCCGGAGCAGCAGCUCACCAACAGCGGCCAGCAGAUUGUUGAUGUUGUCGGUGAAGUGGAGGAACUGAUGCACACCGAAGAAGGCACCUCCUUUCUGGACUCCUCUUCCUGCAGGGGGGCACACUGUAUGCGUGAGGUGAGCAACCUGGAGCCACUUCAUCCAGCUCUCACCUCCACCCCCCUUUGCUCCUUCAAGCACCCCUGCAGAAGGGAGAAUGACUGCGUGCACUGCAGCCAGACCAGCCGGUCUGUCUCAGUUCUCUGUGCUGCUGCAGGCAGGUCAGAUCAGAGCUCGGAAGGUGCAGCUGUGUGCAGGACUCCAACACCGAUUCAAGAGCGCAUCCAAGCACUACUCAGGAGUGCUCCAACAACACCAACACCCCUGAAGAUCAGGGAGCUACAAAACGAGGUCUCAGAGUGCUCAGGUGGGAUGAUGAAUUUGAUGAUGGACAAACAAAACAUCAGUGAUAACUGUCAGAAGUCCAGCAGCCCCUCACAGGCUCAAAAUGGCUCUGUGCUCCUCUGUGAGGAGCUGGACUGCUUUCCUCUGGACGGACCGGUGAAGGUGUGGUGGUGCAAGGAGCCCGUCACAUUUUUGGUCAGUUCCAAAGUCAAAGGUGAACCCACCAGCCCACUGAAUGAUGUAGCUCACCUGUGAGGUCAGCUGACCACGAUGCUCCAAUCAGGAGUUGUCUCUGACUGAAUUCCUAGGACCUCAUCGGAUUUGAUUUAUUGAUUUCUUAAGCAGUUUGAAACUUGCACUUUAUUCCUUGAAUGUAAUGUUUACAUAUUUUAUUGGUUAUUUAGUCAUUUAUUAGUCAGAAGAUAUAUUUGAAAUAACCUUGUGUAUAAUUUAACACAUUAUUUUGCUGUUUCAUUUGUCAAGGAGCAGAAAACAUUAAUUUGUGUGUUUCUGUUGGAUCAAAUGCAGUUACAUUAUUUAUUUCUUGUAAAAAAUAACUCCUUGAAAACUUCUCACUGUUGCAUUUUGGAUCAGAACCGAUCAGUUUUUCCUUUUUAACCGAGAACCAGACACAAGAUUUAAUGAACUUUACUGAACUCAGUGUGACUUUGCUGCCUUAUGUAUGAAUGUUUUCUUAAGUGCUCUUGAAAUCCAAAUCUGCACUUAAAUAUUUGCAAUAUUUGUACGAGGAUUUUUAUCUCUGACUAACAGGAUGCUGUGAGUUUAAACUGUCAGAUUUAGUUUUUCAAAUUAAACUGUCAGAAAUAUACUUGUCAAAAUAAAGUGACACAUUAAACCUAUCUGGUCAUGUCA